AUGCCGCCUUGCGCAUUGAUUCCGACCCUUCCCAUGGUCAUCUAUGGCAAGCGUGCCAUCUUCGUCGCAGUGAAUUUCGUUUUGACAGGCUCCCACCACAACAACGACAUGACGAUGGCCGCAAUGGACAUAUUGUGUGCCAAAACUGCAGCCUUGUCGGGAACGGAGUACAUGACAAGGCACCAACUGUUAGCCGACGAAAUUGGCCAUGCAAGUUACUAUUUGCAAAGCUGCUCUAGUUUGAGGAGCGCUCACAUCCUGGCCAGGAACAAUGUUUGGGCCCUGAAAAUCUACCAUGGCAUGGGGACAGCGCAUCAAAGGUGGGACACCGCCAGUCUGGUUCUAACAGCCCGAGACAUGGCCCUUCUUGCAACAUUCUUGCAAGUCUUGGUGAAGGAAAGUGCUCCCAACCAGGCCGUUCAGUUCUUAGCCCAGACCAAUGAUAUCACAGCUCAUGAGGAACUCAGCAAGCAGAUGGAUGAUCCGCUAGAAUGGACUCAGCUCGACGAAGGUGUGGUCGUCGCGUACAUGGUUCCUCCAGACGACCAUCAGGACUGA
Durusdinium trenchii is the source of this 558-nucleotide messenger RNA. The record is from the annotation of a GenBank genome assembly. NCBI's taxonomy places the organism in Eukaryota, Dinophyceae, Suessiales, Symbiodiniaceae.